AUGUUUUUAAUAUUAUUAUCAUUAAUUAUACCCAUAUUAGCAUUUAAUUCACAAUCAAAUUCAAAUAUAGCAGUAUAUUGGGGACAAAAUUCAGGUGGAAAUCAACAAAGGUUAUCAUAUUAUUGUAAUUCAGAAAAUGCAGACAUUUUCAUAAUUUCAUUCAUGCAUGUAUUCCCCCAAAACUUACAAUUAAAUUUUGCAAAUGCAUGCGAAGGUACUUAUACAAGCUCUGGAUUAUUACAAUGUCAAAAUAUAGCAGAGGACAUCAAAACAUGUCAAUCUCAAGGUAAAAAAGUGUUAUUGAGUCUUGGUGGCGCAGCUGGAUCAUAUGGAUUCAGUUCCGAUUCUCAAGCUAUUGAAUUUGCAGACACUUUAUGGGAUUUAUUUGGAAAUAGUAAAAACGUAGCUACGAAUGAUCGACCAUUUUUUGAUUCCGUAUUGGAUGGAUUUGAUUUUGAUAUUGAGAAUAAUAAUCAAAUUGGAUAUUCUGCAUUAGCUAACGAAUUAAGAAAGAAAUUUGCCACUGAUUCAAGUAAACAAUACUAUUUGGGAGCUGCUCCUCAGUGUCCUUAUCCGGAUGCAAGUGUAGGGAACUUGUUAUUGAAUAGUUAUAUUGACUUUGUGUUUAUUCAAUUUUAUAAUAAUUAUUGUAAUUUAGGCAGUACAAAUUUUAAUUGGAAUACUUGGUUUGAUUAUGCUGAAAAUAGUAGCCCAAAUAAAGACGUUAAAUUAUUUAUUGGUGUUCCUGGAGCUGCUAGAGCUGCUGGGUCAGGAUAUAAUGAUCCAAGUGUUAUUGAAAGUGAUUUAACUAGUGAUAUUUUAAAUAAUGUUCAUUUUGGUGGGAUUUCUAUGUGGGAUGUUUCUGCUGCUUAUGGAAAUGUCGAUAAUCAAGGCGUUAAUUUUGUAGAGAAUAUGAAAAGAAUUGUUAGUGGUGCUGGUGGUAAUAAUGUUGUUAAUCAAGUUGUUGAUAGUGAUUCGACUACUAGUACUACUACUACUACUACUACUAUUACUUCAACUACUACUAUUCCAACUACUACUAUUCCAACUACUAGUUCAACUAAAUCAUCAACUAGUUCAAGUUUAAGCUCAACUAGAUCAUCAACCAGCUCAAGCUCAAUUAAAACAUCAAGUAGCUCAAGCAGCUCAGUUUCAAGUAGUUCAUCAAGCUCAGUUUCAACUAGUUCAUCAAGCUCAGUUUCAACCAGUUCAUCUAGCCCAAUAUUAACCAGGUCAAUUGGAUCAAUUUUAUCUAGUUCAUCAAUUUCAUCAUCUCCAAGCUCAGUUGAAAUUAGCACAUCAACAUCUAGUGCUCCACCAAUUCUAGCUGCUUUAAGUUCAAGUUCAAGCUCAAUCUCAAGUUCAAGUUCAAGCUCAAUCUCAAGUUCAAGUUCAAGUUCAAGUUCAUCUAGUUUACUUGACUCAUCAACUUCAGAUUCAAGUGUAACUUCAGCUUUAUCAACAACAUCAAUCAAAGAUGUUUUAUCAAUUUCAUCAACUACAUCAACUUCAUCUGAUUCAUCAUCAUCAUCAUCAUCAUCAUCAUCAGAAUCAUCAGAAUCAUCCUCAUUAACUCCAACAACCAUUCAAAACAUUUAUACAUCAAUAGUAUAUGCUCCAACUACAUUUUCUACAAUUACAACCUUUUAUGAAAUGAUAACAACUAGAACUCAUAUUCAAACUGUUUAUGGUAGACCCCAAACUACAACUAUUCUUAAUUAA
Molecule: messenger RNA, 1722 nt
Organism: Insectozyma verbasci
Lineage: Eukaryota; Fungi; Ascomycota; Pichiomycetes; Serinales; Debaryomycetaceae
Source: the annotation of a GenBank genome assembly